GAACGGUUACAGUAUUUAUUUGCUAAGGUGUUUUUUUAGUCAGUCUAGAGUUGUAAACAUGUUGGUCCUUCGUUGUUUUUUUUUCUUUGUGCUGUGUGUUUUAGAAAUAGGAAGCGCCCAGGGACAUGUCGACUUGAAGAGUCCAAAAUGUAGUCGCAAUGGUGAUUAUAUCAUAAGCACACCGGGAACCUCGGACAUAGGAAAUACUAAUGGAAGAUGUUCCUGUUAUUUGUUUUACUACGGCGACAAUUGUGAAUGUAAUGACAGAUCAUGCAACUACUUUGACAAUGCUUUAUGUGGAGGUCCUGCUCAUGGUACGUGUGUCUGUGGUACCUGUUCGUGUACCCUUGAUUAUACCGGUGAUAACUGUGGUUGUACGACUAAUACAGAUACAUGUAUCUCUUCUGAUGGGUCCGUAUGUAAUAACCAUGGAUACUGUGAAUGUGGUAGGUGUCGUUGCCAUCAAGAUGGUUAUCUAGGGCCUCUCUGUGAAGAUUGCAUGUUUUGUUGACCACCAGGAUGCGGCAACCAGUACCAACUGCUAGUUUUCGGUGUAUUUACACCAACUUUCCAUAUUAAUAUACAAAUAUGAAUAAUAAAAUGUGCGUUGGUCUCUUGAAGUGGCGUCUCCCAUGUUAG
This is a messenger RNA of Mytilus californianus (California mussel), 639 nucleotides long. RefSeq names its product integrin beta-6-like. The record is from RefSeq and is a predicted model, not a curated record. The transcript has 5 exons. Gene Ontology annotation, molecular function: integrin binding. Gene Ontology annotation, biological process: cell adhesion mediated by integrin; integrin-mediated signaling pathway; cell-matrix adhesion. The coding region runs from base 59 to 511 and encodes 150 amino acids. Lineage: Eukaryota; Metazoa; Mollusca; Bivalvia; Mytilida; Mytilidae. Gene Ontology annotation, cellular component: integrin complex; cell surface; focal adhesion.